This is a messenger RNA of Lineus longissimus, 2178 nucleotides long. RefSeq names its product sperm microtubule associated protein 1-like. The record is from RefSeq and is a predicted model, not a curated record. Lineage: Eukaryota; Metazoa; Nemertea; Pilidiophora; Heteronemertea; Lineidae. The coding region runs from base 484 to 1125 and encodes 213 amino acids. The transcript has 3 exons.
AAUCAUGGUUAGCACGGUAAAGCGUAACUCUACGGGGCUUCCAUAGUUUGACAAUCGGCUGAAGAGCGAUUUGGCCUUAGCAACAAUGCACAGGGAUUGUCCACAGGCCGAGCGAACUUGGAAGUGAAGAGUGUUAGCAUUUGUGAAUCUCUGAAGCGUUAGAGGCCCAGGACGAUCCGCCAGAGUGUCUUGUGGAGACAGGGACGAACAAGUAUCCAUUUGGAACAUUCAAAAGGACUCUAGUAACAACACGACACUGACACGGCGAAGGAGGGGUCAUUGGUGGUCUGAUUGGGGGACUUUGUGACGCUCACCCUUGUGUCGUUGAAGGAAGGGUUGAAGGUCUCACUUCCAUAAACUUUGUGUUGUUAGACAAGGAUCUAAAGAGGGACCAAACACAAGCGGACAAAGGACAGAUCUCUUCACGAAGAAGUUUGUGACGAAGUUAUUGACGAUUAGCUUUCGUUAGUAAGUAAUUGAAACAUGAGCGAAAUCGGAAGUCAAAAAGGCAGUGAGGCCGGCAGCAAAAAGAGUGAAAAGCCCCUGACGAAAGAGGAGAGGGAACAGGAGAGGGAAGAACGCAGGAAAAGGCUGAAUAAGAUUUAUCGGUGUCCUCCAACGCCUCCACCAGAGUUUCUCCUCGCGAAGGAGAAGACAUUCGUUCUUGACAACAAUGCAACCAGCUCCAUCUCGAACGAUUACUCCAAGGCGAACCCUAAACUUGGCCCGGUGAUCCCUCCCUACCUAUCACGCAGAGAUAAACAUGUCAGGAACUAUUUUCAUUUUGUUCAGGUGCCGGAGGUAUUAGAGAAAACUGGACAGAUGGAAGAAAAAGACGGAAAGAAAAGAUGGGUCGGAAGCUCGAUCGAAGGGGUUGCAAUGGACAAAUUCCACAGCAGAGGAGCAGGAUACCUCUACCUAAAGCUUAGGAAUGACCACGGAGCAGGUCAUUCGCGAGAGAGCAUAGACGGCCACGCACAGUUCAUGCAGGGAAUCAAACCAGCCAUAGGGUGGCAUGGAUCCUACGGAUAUCGCCGCACGACGCCCUGGCUUCGACGGGAACCAUCUCAAUUCGGCAUAGUCAGCAGAUCAGCAUGCCAUGAAGCUGGGCCAUCUCCACGAUAGAUAUUGUGUCCCUGGCAUUUUGUAAACACGAAUAGCGUUUCACGGAAAUUAACGAGAAAUCACGAAUACGACGUCAUGAAAAUGAAACAGGAUUGUUCACAAGGAGGUCCAAUUUCCUUGGUUAUCAUGAUACAUGUAAAUAUUGACCAGCGAAAAUGUCUUUGACUAGCGUUUUAAGUGCCUUCCAGCACCCACUCAAACACAUCUUUACUCUCGAUGAUACAAGUAAUCGAUAACAUUAAAUUUAACUUUUUAAUUUUAUAUUGAUAAAAAACUCCGGUUUCUGUAGUUGGAUCCCUAACAUUCGUUAAAUGUGUGUCACCAUGUAGUGCCACUAUCGUAGGUGUAGGUUUUCAACGGUAGUGUUGAGGGUCGUCCGCUCAAGCGUUUCUGUGAUAAACUCUAUGUUGUGUAGUCCGUCCAAAGUUUUGCUUCAUAUUUCCCGCUCAAUAGUGUGUCAUCGCCUGUUCACUUUACUAUGCUAUGCCAUACAUCUGUCAAUACAGUAGCGUAGAAAACAGCUGGAAGUAGAGAUACAUGCGCACACUGGCUAUAAUUGUACCGCCUUAGCUUCUAUUGAAUAAAGGGUGUAGCUUUGCUAGCUUUCGUACUAACCUUGUUUAAUUGUAUAAUAUAUAAGAAAGUGGAAAGGCGACUUGGUUUACGGUUCGUCCACUGUUUGUCUCAAAUGUUGCAUUCAGCUUGCUUUAGUAGAAAAUGAUUUUGUGAGUGCUUGUUAGACUGGCACUGUUGGUGAGGACAAGUUUGCAUUGGUGUCUGUAGUUUGUAGACAAACUCUUGUCCGUAUUUUAACAUUUGUGAUACAUGUAUUCAUGCCAAUGUCCAUGUCGGCUUAGUAUGUAUGCCCAAAAAUGUUAUUGUCGAAAAUAUUAGUGAAACUGCUGAAGAACUGACGUGAUUAGAGGAAAAUAUCAUCUUUUAGACGACAUUUUCUUCCUGUGAAUGUCAUAGAUGUUGUAUAGAAUAGAUGAUCACUUCUCUAUAUUGUAAAUAUCAUGAAUUUGCUCAUUAAAUCUUUUGUUGUCAAACAAA